Acanthopagrus latus (yellowfin seabream) is the source of this 1850-nucleotide messenger RNA. RefSeq names its product seryl-tRNA synthetase 2, mitochondrial (gene sars2). Gene Ontology annotation, biological process: mitochondrial seryl-tRNA aminoacylation. The coding region runs from base 43 to 1608 and encodes 521 amino acids. Gene Ontology annotation, molecular function: ATP binding; serine-tRNA ligase activity; tRNA binding. The record is from RefSeq and is a predicted model, not a curated record. Gene Ontology annotation, cellular component: mitochondrion. The transcript is spliced from 16 exons. NCBI's taxonomy places the organism in Eukaryota, Metazoa, Chordata, Actinopteri, Spariformes, Sparidae.
AUUACUAUACUCCCUGAAUGCAACAUUGACGACAGGACAAACAUGGCGACCUGCAUGGGCAUGGUCGUAAGAGUUGGAGGCACUGCGUGGACUGUGCUGAAGCCAGUGGCGAGACAAUGCUCAAGACAGAGGACAAGCGUGUUCAUCCCACAGCGCUUUUCACAUGGAGCCCGGAGCAGUUUGUACGAGCAUGUCCGUGAAGGUUACAGUGACAAGCCCGAGCUUGACAUGAGAGCAGUGUGUGAGGAGACCGACAAAGUCAUCGCAAAUGUAGAGAACAGGAAGGGUGACCUGCGAGGGGACGAUGUCAGGAAAAUUGUAUGUGUGUGGCAAGAGCUGCAGGCAGUGAGGACAGAAAUCUUUGGGCUGGAGGAAGAGAAGAGUCACAUCAGUGACACAGUCAAAGCACUUGUGACUAAGAAUGACAAGAAAGCCCUUGCCAACCAUCCAGUGUACACCAAGGCUCUGCAGAGGGGUCGAGAGAUCCGCAAUAGGCUCAUUCAGCUGUUCCUCAAAGAGACUGAGUUGGAGCAGGAACACUAUGGACGAGCGCUCAGACUGCCCAACACCUCACACCCCGAUGUGCCAGUUGGAGAUGAGAGCCAGGCGAGGGUGGUGGAGCUGGUUGGACAGAAACCAGAGUUUGACUUCAAGCCCAGAGGCCAUGUGGAGCUGGGGGAGGAGCUGGGCCUCAUCAGGCAGAGACAUCUAGCUCAUGUCUCAGGCCACAGGUCCUACUAUCUGAGGGGAGCAGGGGCCAGACUUCAGACUGCACUCCAAAACUUUGCCCUUGACACAGUACAGCGACGGGGCUUCAUUCCUAUGGUUGUACCUGACAUGCUGAAGGGGGCAGUAUUUGAGGGUUGUGGGAUGCAGCCCAACGCACAUCGCUCUCAGGUCUAUUCACUGGACCAGGCACGUUUCCCAGACCUCAACCUGGCUGGGACUGGAGAGGUCGGGGUGGCAGGCUAUUUCAUGGAUCAUGCUGUAAACUGGAAGGACCUGCCUGUCAGGACGGUGUGCAGCAGCACCUGCUACAGAGCAGAGACAGACACAGGCAGAGAGGCAUGGGGGCUCUACAGAGUACAUCACUUCAACAAGAUAGAGAUGUUUGGAGUGACAGCGGAUGAGACGGGAGAAGAGAGCUCUCAUCUGCUGGAUGAGUUUGUCUCUCUGCAGAAAGAGAUAUUCUCUGCACUAGAACUACACUACAGAGUGCUGGACAUGCCGACACAGGAACUGGGUCCUCCAGCGCACAGGAAGUACGACAUUGAAGCAUGGAUGCCUGGAAGGAACAGCUACGGAGAGAUUUCCAGUGGGUCCAACUGUACGGACUACCAAAGCAGACGCCUCAACAUCCUGUACGAGAGAGAGGACGGCAGCCUGCAGUACGCCCACACAGUGAAUGCUACAGCAUGUGCCAUCCCCCGAACCAUCAUUGCUAUUCUGGAGACUCAUCAGACAAAUGAGGGAACGGUGCGUGUCCCCCGAGCCCUGCAGCCUUACUUGGGUCUAGAAGUGAUCGAGAAGCCAAAGUACUCUCCACUGAAAUACAUUGGACCCAACCAGCCCAGUCGACCACCCAGGCCUGCCCCCAAAACCAGAUAACACACAUAUAGUGUGGUGCAAUAAAGCCAGUUUACAUUCAGCGCCACCAAACCAGACAGGAAGUCAGCAUUUAAUACAGAUAAGGAUGAUACCAGGCGAUGGAUCAUGUCUGAACCUUUCAAAUUACUGUUGCUGUAAAUAUAUUGUCUUAUUUUAUUGAAUGUCCUUUAAUUGUGAAUGCGAGUCUGCAUCUGUCCAGCUCAUGAGGAGGAAAUAACCAAUACAGAUACGUGUUGAAUGUC